This is a messenger RNA of Dentiscutata heterogama, 1005 nucleotides long. Lineage: Eukaryota; Fungi; Glomeromycota; Glomeromycetes; Diversisporales; Gigasporaceae. The record is from the annotation of a GenBank genome assembly.
AUGCCUUAUCCUAUAAGUAUUUCAACAAUCGAUACAACAUCGCUCACACGGAAUGAAGCACGCAAACUUCGAAGGCUUGAAUUAAAAAAGUAUCAAGCUUAUGAAGUCAUUGUAAAAUUUGAAAGAACGUCGCUUGAUCAAUUAUUUUCGCCAGAACCUACGCGAUAUUUAUGUAUAACCAAUCUUUGUUUCGGUGGAGUUGGAGGUGUUACAACAGAAGAAAUAUCAAAAGUAUUUAAUACUUUUGAUGGCUUGACCGGAAUAAAAUUAACACAUGGAAAGCCAUACUCGUUUGCAUUAUUUAAUUCCGCAGCUUCUGCCUCAUAUGCUAGGGAGAUUCUUCACAAUAAACCAUGCGAGCUUCUAAAUGACUCGAAUGAAUUAACUAUACCUGGAUUUAUUUUGUUGGAGGAGUUCGUACCAGUGGAGUUAGAAAAAAGUAUAUUACAAGAUCUAUAUUCAAACACCGCUUGGAUCCCUGUUCAAGAUCGUAGUGUAUUACACUUUGGUUACUCAUUUAAUUAUGAUUCAAAUGAAGUUGGCUUACCAUCACGUCAAUUUCCACCUUAUGUAAAUUCACUUCUUGAAAAGCUAAAGAAAUUAUACCCUUCAAUAUCAAAUAUGGAGCAAUUAACAGUGCAGCAUUAUCCAAUUGGCACUGGAAUCCCACCUCACGUAGAUAGUCAUUCCUCAUUUGGAUCAAUUGUUUUAGCAUUCAGUCUUGAAAGUCCUGUAGUUAUGGAAUUUAAAAACCUUCAAACAGGAAUUGUUGUAAAUAUAGAUUUACCAGAAAGAUCUUUAUUGAUACUUAAAGAUGAGGCACGAUAUGCUUGGAAUCAUGCCAUACGGGCAAGAAAAAGUGAUCUAUUAGAGGAUGGACAAGUCAGAGAACGAGGUCAAAGAGUUUCUUUAACUCUCCGAACUGUCAAUCCUGAAAGGAUUUGCCAUUGCAGAUGGCCUGAUUUGUGCGAUCGCAAUAUUGCUCAUUUGAAAAAAGAUUCUUGA